CAUUAGAUUUUCCUUAUUACCAGAAUGUGUGCAUGGUGAACGGUGUUCCGCUUCCAUUCGGUCUCAGAAGCUGGCGGGGUGGAGGGAAUAUCUUUCGUUGACGUGGGGGAGCAGGUGACCGGUUCGAGAUUAAAUCAACUCACCGAAGAUCGUCUCCUACGAGCGACGGGGCAAGUGAUGCAAGAAGGCAUUUUAAAUCAUUGGCCUUGUCAUUUGAAUCAUUUCGUCCCCGGGCGACGGAUUUGCGUUGAUCCUUCUGCAGCCUGCGCAAGCGCGCUCGAGAGUCGAGACCAGCCAACUGCUCUAAAACAAAAUGACGAAAACAUGGCCUUGAAAUAAGUGCGAGAAAGAAACACAUUCUUCUUGAAAGGUGUGUCAAAUGCAAUUUGGGUCGCUCCUUUUUUCAGACCGCAAGGGAGUAUGUUUGGUUCGAAAGUGGGACUCCGGAUCAGCAUCGAUGCACAAUGUCAUGAGCCUGAGACAUGACCGGGAAACCAGCGAGGAAAGCGGCGAAUGAGCAACAUCUUGCUGACCUUGAUGCAUGCUUCGAGAAUGUAAUCCUGUCAAAUGAGCACAAAAAUCCAUCCACGGCUACCGAGCUGUUCUAAUGGUGGCCUCUGUUCUACUGCUGUGUGACAUAGCAGUAGAACAGAGGCCACCAUUUUACUUCAAAUCUGCACCCAGACCGGACCAUAACCAUCAGCAGCGACUCAUGCCCACCCAUGCUAUACAAAUUACGCCAAUUCCUGGCUCGAUCUUGACAAAUACUGCCCCUUAGCAUUACUUGUGCCCACCCAUAGAAAAAUAAUGUCACCCAAAACCCACCCAAAAACCAUGGGCAUGGGCAUGGGGAUGGGCACCCAAUGUUGGGCUCUGCAGGAGAAGUAUUGGUAGUUG
Messenger RNA from Marchantia polymorpha subsp. ruderalis, 897 nucleotides. NCBI's taxonomy places the organism in Eukaryota, Viridiplantae, Streptophyta, Marchantiopsida, Marchantiales, Marchantiaceae. The record is from the annotation of a GenBank genome assembly.